Pipistrellus kuhlii (Kuhl's pipistrelle) is the source of this 1897-nucleotide messenger RNA. RefSeq names its product myocyte-specific enhancer factor 2B. Gene Ontology annotation, biological process: positive regulation of transcription by RNA polymerase II. The coding region runs from base 566 to 1639 and encodes 357 amino acids. The transcript has 9 exons. Lineage: Eukaryota; Metazoa; Chordata; Mammalia; Chiroptera; Vespertilionidae. Gene Ontology annotation, molecular function: protein dimerization activity; DNA-binding transcription factor activity, RNA polymerase II-specific; RNA polymerase II cis-regulatory region sequence-specific DNA binding. The record is from RefSeq and is a predicted model, not a curated record.
AAGGUACCCAGCAGCCGAGGGGGUCUGUCACUCUCCUGUAGGUGGGUGGGCCACACAGGUGAUUCUGCAGUCCCUCCAUUUGGGUGAGAUCAAGGGCAGUGUUGGCUUUGAGAAGGACUCAGUCUCUGGAGCCAUCAGGGGCAGAGUUAUAUUUCACCCAGGAUGGAGGAUAUUCUGUGUUGAGAUUGGCAGUUGUCAGAGUUGAUCCAAAUGAGGGUCAGGAUCCCAGGAGGGUCAGGGUGGGCCAGUGCGAGCGAGCCGGGAAAGUCUGGCAGGGUCUAAGCCAACCCCUUCCUGUCCCUCUCCCUCAUUAUAAGCAUCUUCAGUGUCUCUCUUAGUCUGAGACCCCGCCUCCUGAGAUUCCGAGGCGGGGCCAUGCCCAAGUGCCCGCCCUCUAUGCAAAUGAUUCAUCCCGUCCAAUCAGCUCCCGGGGGCGGGGCCGCGGCUCGGAAGGCACCUGUGGCCGCGGGACGCUGGUCACUCUGUGCCGCCGCUGCAGAUCCGUGCACACGCGCCCGAGGGUCCAGGCGAAGCAGGCCAAGGUUGCUCUGCCCAGCCCAGGACCAUGGGGAGGAAAAAAAUCCAGAUCUCACGCAUUCUGGACCAACGGAAUCGUCAAGUGACUUUUACCAAAAGGAAGUUUGGGCUGAUGAAGAAGGCCUACGAGCUGAGCGUGCUCUGCGACUGUGAGAUCGCGCUCAUCAUCUUCAACAGCGCCAACCGCCUCUUCCAGUACGCCAGCACGGACAUGGACCGGGUGCUCCUGAAGUACACCGAGUACAGCGAACCGCACGAGAGCCGCACCAACACCGACAUCCUCGAGACACUGAAGCGGAGGGGUGUGGGCCUUGAUGGGCCCGAGCUGGAGCCAGACGAGGGGCCUGAGGGCCCGGGAGAGAAGCUGCGGAGGCUGGCAGGUGACGGGGGUGAGCCAGCCUUGCCCCGGCCCCGGCUCUAUCCAGCAGCCCCCACGAUGCCCAGCCCAGACAUGGUGUACGGGGCCCUGCCCCCACCAGGCUGUGACCCCAGUGGGCUCGGGGAAGCCCUGCCCGCCCAGAGCCGCCCGUCCCCCUUCAGGCCAGCAGCCCCCAAAGCUGGGCCCCCGGGCCUGGCCCAUCCUCUCUUCUCACCGAGCCACCUGGCCAGCAAGACCCCGCCGCCCCUGUACCUGGCAGCGGACGGGAGGAGGCCAGACCUGCCUGGCGGCCUGGCAGGGGCCCGCGGGGCACUGAGCACUUCCAGAGGCCUCUACGGCAGCCUGCAGAGUCCAUGCUCCGGGGCAGCUCCAGGACCCUUCCCUUUCCUCCCCGCGGGCCCCCCAGAAUAUGGCCUGGGAGACCCCCCUCCGCCUCCCGGCUUGCUGCAGCCCCCUUCCCUGGCCCCCUGGCAGCCCUCGAGGGGUGACGGGCCCCUGGCCGGCCUUGCCCAGCCCAGUGGGGGCCGAAGCCUGGGCGAAGAGGGUCCUCCAGCCCGCGGCGCCUCCCCGCUGACCCCCCACGUCAGCAUCAAGUCCGAACGCCUCUCGCCCGCGCCCGGCGGCCCCGGCGACUUCUCCAAGGCCUUCCCCUUCCCGCUGCUCCUGGCGCGGCCCGGGCCCCCGCUGCGCCGGCUCCCCGCGGCCGACGGCUGGCCCCGGUAGUGGCCCCGGUAGUGGCCCCGGUAGUGGCCCCGGUAGUGGCCCCGGUAGUGGCCCGGGGUGGGGCUGGCCUCGACCCCGCACCAGGCCGGGCGAGGGCACUGGACUCCCAGCCCGCUCCGGUGUCCUUAGAGAAGACCAACGAUGUGACUCCCCUCCGGGUGUCCUGGAGGAGGAAGGCUGGGCUGGGUCCAUGGUCCGGGCUCUGUCGCCCCUUUCUGAGUGUGUACCCACCAAUAAAGCACGUGGCUCCGUGGAUGA